AUGUCUGCACCACUGGUGCCAUCACGUUCGUACACUUUGAACGGGCAUACUCACACCCGUUCCCAUGGCCUGCUCGGCCUGCUCGAUCUUGUCAGACGCAACACCACUCGCAUCACUACUCUGACCUCGAUCAGUAUUGGUGUUAUUGCUAUGAUCGAGGACCCUACCUGCAUCCCAAGAUUGGAUGAACUAGGCAUUGGCAUAGUCGCGACUGUGUGCGCUGGAGUUGUCAUCUAUGGUGUUGUGGGGCUGAAUCGCAGAGGCGAAAGAAUAGGCUGGGAUGGAGAGGGCUUUGAGGAUGCUUGGGGUUGGGUAUGGCGCUGGACAUUAGACAAGUUGCCAGGUGCAGGCAAAGACACUGAGGGAGACAAAGGAGAGGCAGAUACAACGAUGAUGUUCGACAAAGACGGCAACUCAGUCUUCGUGCUCGACCAGCCCGAACGAUCAAAUCUUGCGACACCGAUACCGAAGCGUGAUUCUGCCCGCGAAAAUGCAGCGACGCCGAGUCUCACGCCCACGAUCGGCUUGUCGCAUAAGGCACUCGAUCGCCCUGCUCUGCCCGAAUUCAAGGUCCCUUCUAUACCGGGUCCACGACCAAUGCCUUCCACGCCGUCAUCGUGUAGACAAGACCGCGGUUUGACUUCCAGCUUCUCACAGUCCCCAACACUGAGCUAUUCGAUGGUUCAGCACCAACUAGACCGCACCACACAAAGUCCCGUGAGCUACAACACUCUUCCUGAGAUCAACCACGCGUCUGGUCUUCUGGGUCCAUCGCCAAUGCCCUCGCGUUACGCCAUUCCGGAGUGGAAACACUUCACUGGCCAGGGGUUCCACAAACACCACCAGAGGCAGGGUGCUGUAGCCAGGUGGUUGAUUUCAGGAAGUAGCAGGAGCUUGGAGGAGACUACGCGCGAGAUUGAGCGGAUAGAUGAGCAGGAUGGAGGCAAGGAAGAUCUUUCAACAGGGAAGACAGACACGAGGACUGAUAGCAAGAAAGUUGGAGAGUGGGCGGGUGGCUUUGAUUGAGCCGGUGGCGCGAAAUUCUGGCUUGAAUGUUCAGGCGAUGUAGGAGGCCUGAUGCCU
Molecule: messenger RNA, 1083 nt
Organism: Boeremia exigua
Lineage: Eukaryota; Fungi; Ascomycota; Dothideomycetes; Pleosporales; Didymellaceae
Exons: 1
Coding region: 1-1026 (341 amino acids)
Source: RefSeq, a predicted model, not a curated record